This is a messenger RNA of Drosophila eugracilis, 2048 nucleotides long. RefSeq names its product tubulin-specific chaperone E (gene Tbce). The record is from RefSeq and is a predicted model, not a curated record. NCBI's taxonomy places the organism in Eukaryota, Metazoa, Arthropoda, Insecta, Diptera, Drosophilidae. The coding region runs from base 279 to 1850 and encodes 523 amino acids. The transcript is spliced from 5 exons.
UCUAGGUAAAUUGAUGGUUUUUGCUUGCGACCACACUCGAAUUAACUAAAAUAGAAAUAAUAGUUUAUGACUCAGAAUUUAGGCUGUUUGGUUCUUUCACAGCCAUUAUUCAUCACCAUCUAAUGUGUAAUGUUGAUUAGGCUCCCGGUCAACUAAGCCGUAGUUGAAAUCAAUCACUUUUUGGAGCAGCUGCUAAACGACGAAACAAAGGCGUGUGGAAGUGUGUGACCCAAGUGUACUUGAGUGGGCGCCGAAUAAACUACAAAAACAAACAAGCGAUGGUGGGAAUUAUCGAUGAAGCGCAGCUGUUUUAUCCGUUAGGAACUCGCAUCAAGAUAGCGGACAACUAUGGCACAGUGCGGUAUGUAGGAGAGGUAAGCGGUCACAUGGGAUCCUGGCUGGGCAUUGAGUGGGACGAUGGGCAGCGUGGCAAGCAUAAUGGAAUUGUAGACGGUAAGCGCUUCUUUCAGACGCAGACUCCAACAGCUGGCAGCUUUAUCCGUCCUGGCAAGGUGGGACCUUGCGCCACUCUAGAGGACGCUGCACGGGAGCGGUACCUGAACUACGACUCAAGCAACGUGGACGAGUCUCUCAUCCGCGAGGCUCAGGCCAGUCUGCAGGCGUCGCUCUUCGAGGUCGUGGGAAUGGAUAAAAUCGCUCGCAAGCAGAGCAAAUUUGAGCAGCUGGCGGAGGUGAGCGUUGAGCAGACGUCGGUAAACGCAGCCGGGUACCUAAAGGAAUUGACUCAUUUGACCACGCUGAACGUCAGUCACACCUUGAUCUGGAAUUGGGAGAUCGUGGCCAGCAUUGCGCAGCAGCUGCCCUCCCUGAAUAGCCUGGACCUAAGCUCCAACCGACUGGUUCUACCCUUGGCAUCCCAAAUCACAGAUCUAGAACCUGCCUUCCGGCAACUAAAGCGCAUUAACCUUGGCAGCUGUGGAUUCACGAACUGGAAGGAUGUGAUGCAAACUGCGCUGCUCUGGCCAAAUAUUUUGUCUCUGGGAUUGCAAGAUAACUCUUUCGGUCACCUGGACGAGGUCGAUGGGAAGAUUAUCUUUAAGCGGCUUCAGGAGCUCUACUUGCAUCGCACAAAUAUAAUGGAUUUUGACCAGGUUGCGAAGUUGGGAAAACUGACGACGUUGCGAUUGUUAAAUCUCAUGGAGAACGGUAUCGAGGAGAUAAGACUUCUCGACUGUGAUCCACAAGAAAAGCUUAAUAUUUUUGUUUCUCUGGAGCAGUUGAACCUUCUUCACAAUCCUAUUUGGAAUGAAGCUGAUACGUUCAACGAGCUAGACAAGCUGCCCAAGCUAAAACGCCUUAGUAAGACUCCACACUUAAAGUCAAAUUUUGAUGAAAUGGUCUCGAAAGCUGUGGCUAGCAUAGCCGGGCUACAAUUCUUAAACAAUGCCGAGAUUUCACCAGAAAAAAGACGCGGUGCGGAAUACGACAUUUGGAAGAAGUAUGCACUGGACUGGAUGCAGGCGACGAACCAAGGAUCGGAUAGCUUACGGGAGUUCUGUCGAAAACAUCGCACUUACCCAUUGCUGAUUACAAAGUAUGGUUCUCCGGUAGACUUUAUACCGCGCAGCCAAGCAAAGCAAUCGAACCUAAUUAAUAUUUGCAUACGGCAUCAGUUGACGGGCGAGACCUGGGAGAAAAAAGUUCCACGAAUGAUUACUGUACAGACUCUGCAGGGUCUGGUUAUUAAGCGAUUUCGGCUAAGCGGUAAUGUGCCUCAGCUGUCCUAUGUUGAUGCCCGGCAUCCAGAUCUAGUUGUUCCUCUAGACAACAAUGCAAAAACGCUGGACUUUUAUUCUGUACAGGAGCAUGACACGGUUUUGGUUCGAUAAGGUCCCGUAAUUCGACCUUGCAUACAAUCCCUUAUCCGUAUUCAGAAUUGGUAUUUUAGUUUUAGGCAAUCAAAACUCCAAAUUUCAUUGUUCGAUUUUAUUUUUUUACCCUACUACCUAUUAAAAAUAAUAAUUAUAUUUUUUAGGUGCUAAUAAGAUUAAAUUUCCACUAAGUAAUUAAACACAAGGAUAAUUAUA